Brassica napus (rape) is the source of this 1229-nucleotide messenger RNA. RefSeq names its product cytochrome b561 domain-containing protein At2g30890. The coding region runs from base 262 to 1032 and encodes 256 amino acids. The record is from RefSeq and is a predicted model, not a curated record. NCBI's taxonomy places the organism in Eukaryota, Viridiplantae, Streptophyta, Magnoliopsida, Brassicales, Brassicaceae. The transcript has 4 exons. Gene Ontology annotation, molecular function: transmembrane monodehydroascorbate reductase activity.
UUAAUUUGAUCACAUUUCUUUACACUCUAAAAGCAGAUUAUAAAACCCCACUUUUCUUUUCUCUUCUUCUAUUGCUAGGAAACUAGUGGAUGAAGUAUCAUAUCUCCAUCCUUCUUUACACACACAUAUUUAUGUAUAUAUAUACAUAUAUAUAUGAAAUAAACUCAUGAUUUUUACCAAAAAAAAAAAAUAAACUCAUGAUAUAGUUAUCUUCAUGUCCUAAACUGUUUUUGAUGUUCCCUCUUCAAACCACAUGAGAUCAUGGAGACUCAUCAACUCUUCGUCUCUAUCCUUCUUGUUCUUCUUCCUCUUCCCCUAUGCUCCUCCCAAGAAAAUACCAGAAGCUUGGCCAUUGAUGUCAAUAGUCCCCUCGAUACUUCUCCAAUAUCCCAGAAACUAAAUCCAAAGCUUGUGUACGAAAUCAAAGUACAUGGCUUUAUGCUUUGGGCAUCGAUGGGUGUUUUGAUGCCAAUUGGUAUUAUCUCCAUCAGAUUAAUGUCUAUCAAAGGUCAACCUUUAAUCUGUUUUCGGCGGCUGUUCUUUCUUCAUGUUACUUCUCAGAUGGUUGCAGUGAUAAUUGUGACGAUAGGUGCAGUAAUGUCAAUAAAAAACUUCAAUAAUUCCUUCAACAAUCAUCACCAACGGCUAGGAGUUGGACUUUACGCCAUUGUAUGGUUCCAAGCUCUUUUUGGCUUCCUCCGACCUUCAAGGGGAGGAAAAGCUAGAAGGAAUUGGUUUGUAGGACAUUGGAUAUUAGGAACGUCAGUGGCUAUUCUUGGGAUAAUAAACAUAUACACAGGCUUAAACGCUUACACUCAAAAGACAUCAAAAGGUGCUAAGCUUUGGACUAUACUCUUCACGGCACAACUCGCCGCUUUUGUAAUGCUCUAUCUGUUUCAAGACAAGUGGUCUUAUAUCCAAAGCCAAACCAAUAGAACCCAAUCCGUUGAUCAUAACAGCAACAUCUCAACCGCAGAGCCUAGUCAAGGAGACGAGGUCGAAGAGACUAAACUAGCGUUAGAGAAAUGCUAAAAUCAUCCCCCCCCCCCCCCCCCCCCCCCCCCCUCCCAAGAAGCUAUACGUAAUUGAAAUUGUUCUGUAAAAUACUUCUCUGCUACUUUAGUUACUCUCUGAUCUCCUCGAUGUAUUUCACCUGAGUUAUCUACGAGCAGUGAUUCUAUUUCGGUUCCUUCCCAUAGUAGUUAUAGAAUGGUAAUACUUUGUGUUUC